AUGCUUGAAGAGGCCAUUCCGAGUGCUGCUUACAUCUCAUUCAUCUGCUGCGAAGGUGCCAUGCUGCAGACAUAUGGACGUGGCCUUAGAAUGGGAGAGAAAGCAACGGAUGCAGAUAAUGAAUCUAUAGGAAAUGAGGUACGGCAAAUCUUAAUUCUUCCCCCUGCCGAGACGAAAAUCCACGAGACCGCACACGAAGAGUUGCGAAGCCUCGUUGAAUUCCUCAAUGUCCGGUUAGAUGAAUACAAAGAGUUUCUACACCAUAACUCGGCAGCAGUGUUCGCCGUCAACUACAUUCAGAAUCGAUAUGUCUCAGCAGAGUUUUGUGCAGAAAUUGCCAAACUUUUCGAGAUGUUGAAUGUAAAAACAGAAGCCGAAUAUGAAAAAGCUUUGGAGGCUAUGCAAAGUGAACCCGAGACAGAAACCGAUGUAAUCGCAUAUCGAAAUUAUGUGGGCAACUGGAAUGAGUUGAUAGAGGAUAUUGAUAAGAAACUGGACGAGAAACUCGGUCCUUGCUCCAACAAGGUCGAAGAUGACGGUGAGCUUCCGGAACUUGGGGUUGAGCUUAAGACGCUAUCGCAUUAUGUGACAAACAGCGCUUUCAACUUAGUAUUAGUUGUUGUAGUAAGUUCCUUCAAUUCUGCCGAAGUCAAUCAGCGUAUAAUGGCGCUUUACAAUAAAAUGUCUGAAUUCCAUAGCCUUGGCUGUGAUGUUUAUUUGUUAACAAAAGGACCACCUAUAGGCUCCAGAGGAGGAUCUUAUAUUAAACUGGUUGGUGUACCAUUCCGAAAGCUCUACGAUGAACAGGAAGCAUUGAACGAACUCAAGACACAACGAAGAUCUGCGACACAGUUGGCUGGCUGGAGUGCGCUUCUUCGGAUGGUAGAGAAAACAUUAGCCGACGAUCUGAACUUGUCGGAUGAAAAGAAAAUUUCGGAGACCAGCGCUGAACAAACAUCAUUUGUCACGCAUAAGGGCGGUGCGAUACUGGUCAAUCGAUCUGGAACGAUAUUAUAUAAAUAUGUCGAGGAUGAAGGCACGCAGUGGCCGUCCGUUGAAGACAUAGUAGAUGAAGUAAAGAAAGCUGGUACCAAAAAUACGUCAAAAACGCCUAGUCCCACUCCUAACAAAACGAAAGUGGAUUCUGAAGUAUCAGCGAAGAAUACCGACGAAGAAAAAAAGAAAUGCUGCACCAUAUUAUGAUUCAAAGCCCACAUAGCUUAUUUGUACAUAUAAUAUGACUCUUGUAUGCAAAUGAAAGAUUAUUCAAUUAUGG
Messenger RNA from Cylicocyclus nassatus, 1276 nucleotides. The record is from the annotation of a GenBank genome assembly. Lineage: Eukaryota; Metazoa; Nematoda; Chromadorea; Rhabditida; Strongylidae.